AGAGGGAGCGAACCGAGUAGGAAGGGGAAUCGUCCUUGGUUUCAUCAGUAGGUAUGUUGUGCCGGGUGUAGUACGACAGUGGAUGGGAUGAUGGACAAGGGUGUGGAUGGAGGCGAUGUGAUCCGGUGUGACGAGUGGAAGGUGUGAGAGGCGUUUGGUGUAGUGGAAGAUUCCACCUCAUAGCAUGGCCUCGGUCGCCGCUUGGCUUCCUUUUGCCCGGGCGGCGGCCAUAGGUUGGGUCCCUAUAGCGACCCAUCCUCUACCACCCGCCCCUAUACCCAAAGACAGGAGAAAGGCCGACGACGAGAAACUGCUGAUAAACGUUUCUGGCCGGAGGUUCGAAACGUGGAGGAACACAUUGGAAAAAUAUCCUGACACCCUCCUCGGGUCCAACGAACGCGAGUUUUUUUACGACGAGGAAUGUAAAGAGUAUUUUUUCGACAGGGACCCGGAUAUAUUUCGCCACAUACUGAACUAUUAUAGGACGGGGAAACUCCAUUACCCGAAACACGAAUGCCUGACGAGUUACGAUGAAGAGCUCGCGUUUUUCGGCAUUUUGCCUGACGUUAUCGGCGACUGCUGCUAUGAAGACUACAGGGAUAGGAAGAGAGAGAACGCGGAGAGACUUAUGGACGAUAAACUGUCCGAGAACGGAGAUCAGAAUUUGCCGCAGCUGACCAACAUAAGGCAGAAGAUGUGGAGGGCUUUCGAAAAUCCCCAUACUUCGACAGCCGCCCUCGUCUUCUAUUAUGUUACAGGGUUUUUCAUUGCUGUAUCUGUGAUGGCCAACGUCGUGGAAACGGUACCUUGCGGUCAUAGGCCAGGAAGAGCCGGUACUCUACCUUGCGGGGAGCGGUACAAAAUCGUAUUCUUCUGUUUGGAUACGGCGUGCGUUAUGAUAUUCACGGCCGAGUACCUCCUCCGAUUGUUCGCCGCACCGGAUCGCUGUAAAUUUGUACGGAGUGUUAUGAGUAUAAUUGAUGUGGUCGCAAUUUUGCCUUACUAUAUCGGUUUGGGCAUAACGGACAAUGACGAUGUUUCGGGGGCUUUCGUCACUUUAAGAGUAUUUAGAGUGUUCAGGAUUUUCAAGUUUUCCAGACACUCCCAAGGACUCCGUAUUCUAGGUUAUACGUUGAAAUCGUGUGCUUCGGAACUAGGGUUCCUCGUCUUCUCCUUGGCCAUGGCUAUUAUUAUAUUCGCCACCGUCAUGUUUUACGCAGAGAAAAACGUGGACGGCACCAAUUUCACUUCGAUACCGGCGGCGUUUUGGUAUACCAUCGUCACGAUGACCACGUUGGGGUAUGGUGACAUGGUACCGGAAACGAUAGCCGGGAAGAUUGUCGGCGGUGUAUGCUCGCUCAGCGGUGUCUUGGUGAUAGCUCUACCUGUACCUGUGAUCGUUUCCAACUUCAGCAGAAUCUACCACCAAAAUCAGAGAGCGGACAAACGAAAAGCUCAGAGAAAAGCGCGGUUAGCAAGGAUAAGGAUAGCGAAAGCCUCGUCUGGAGCUGCGUUUGUGAACAAGAAGAAAGCAGCAGAAGCCAGGCUCGCAGCUCAAGAGUCUGGCCUCGAAAUCGACGAAAACUACAAAGAAGAAGAUAUCUUCGAACUGCAACAUCAUCAUCUCCUCCGGUGCCUCGAGAAAACUACGGACAGAGAGUUCGUGGAACUUGAAGUACCAUACAAUGGUCAACCAAAAAGGCCAGGAUCUCCUUCUCCAUUAAUAAGCCCAACUCAUUCCGCCGGGAGCAGAACGGGGUUGUUGCAUUCCUGCUGUGGGAGAUGUUGUACUCAAAGAUAUCAGAAGCAUAGGAGAUGUGAAAGCCCAGAAUCAACGACUCAUGGAGAAGAACUAAAUGAUAUUCAAAUUAGGCUUCAAUUUACAAGAUCACCUUUGAUAGAGGGUUCGAACGAGUAUAACACAAGAACCACACAGAGAACGAAGGCUAAUGCCGUAGGUGUAAGUUCUGCAUCUCUAGUAUCAAUUAGUAAACCUAACUCUACUACCUCUUCCAAUAUGACUGCUUCAGUUGUUGUCAAUCUUCCUACUUCAUAUCCUAACUCAGACAUUGAAUACGCCUCCCCUCAAACACCAUCGUCCCCAGCGCAGUCAAACGAUAAACAAGAAGUUCGGAUCUCAUUUUUAUAAUAUCCACAACAACAAAAAAUUUAUGACCAUUUGUAUUUAGUUAUAGACAACUGAAAUAAAAUGUGUGCCUCUAAAAUUGCAUACAAAGUACAUUGUUGAAUACUUGCCAGAUAAAUUGGCUUAUAGAUCAAUACUUCCAUGUAGAUAUUUAAAAAAAAUUUUGGGUAAUUAAAAAUUUUGAUUAAGCAUUGUGCCUAUUAAUUACCUUUCAAUUAGACUGAAAACUGUUAUCCAUAUACAUUUAACUUGGUUUUUCAGCACAUUUAGAACUAUUUAAAUUUCAUUACUAUUGACUGUUAAAUUUUAAUUUUUCCUGCUUUGCUACUAGCCAAAUUACACUUUUGUUAAAAUUAUAUUGUUUAUUAAUUAUCACAAAUAAUAAAUUUUUGUUUUAAAUAAUUCUUUUAUAUGUAAAUCCAUUUUGUCCAUGUAGCUAUUAAACAUUUCACAACAUACAAUUAGCCUAAGGUUAGAAAAUGAAACAGUUAUCGUGUUUUACAAUUAUAACAUUUUCAUCAACUUUUGAAUGUACUCUUUGAACAUUUAAUGUUUGUAAAAUGAUUAAAUACAUUACAAGACUGUUCAUAUAUUUAUCCGAAAGUUUAAAAAUUUUCCAUGUCGGAAAUGUGCUGUCCAAUGGAAGAUGUUCCAUAUAAAGGCCAUCUGAAGACAUAACUGGACUUGCCUAAGUUGCUUAUUAAGAAAAGUUGCUUCUUUUUACUUUCACAUUAACCACAAUGAAUUUAGACUCUUCAAAAAAAAAACUUGUUUAAAUUAUAAACUAAAUACAUCAUUGAAGUGUUCUUUUCUGAAUAACUCAUUGUUCAUCAAAUUACACUCUAAACUGCUUAAUUUAAUAAAUCCUUGCUUGUUGGAUGGCACUUUCAACGAAUUCAGUUUUCAAUUUUAAAGUGAAGAAAUGUGAACCAAAAGCAGUGAAUUUCAAAAACGUAAAAUUUUUCCUUUAUUCCACAAGUACAAUGCAACUUAACAAAAUUUUAUACAAAUAUUCCUAAAAUAAGAAGCAUCUUUCAUUAUGUAAGACAAUUUAGGUAAAAUUAACACCACAACUGUUUCAAAUAAAUAGACCCAUUUUUUUGUAACUAUACUAUAUGAUAUAAAGAUAAUAUUCAAAGUUUGUUAUACAAUAUUUACAUUCAAAAACAGGGUACAAAUGUCAAACUUUGUACUUUCCUUGGGUAAAAAGCAAUGAAAACAAAGAACUUGAAUUUUAAAAACAAGAGAGUAAAAAUCUAUGAAAUGAAACCUAUUAUUUAAAGAACACUAAUAAUUGAAUCAAAAACUCAUUUGUAUUACAGAAAUAAUUAGACAAUGAAGCCAUAAACUGAUAAAGUAAAACAAAAAGAUUCAUUAUGAAAUAAGGUUCAGUUUUACAAAAGUGAUUAGGUUCUAAAGGCACAUCUAGCGAAACUCACUGGAAUUGUUAUGAGUAAAUUUAAUUUUUCCUAUUUUCAUGCUUCGAUUUAAGCUUUCAUGUUUAUACAAUUGUAACUCGUGACUUUGUAAAAAUGUGGUGAACAUUCCUUUGAAAACUGUAUUUUGUAAAUACAAACAUAAAUAAAAAAUGUAUUCAAUAUACAAAGAGAGAAACCAUUACAUACAAAAAAAAAAUGAUUUUCAUAUAUAGAAAGUUAUUUCUUACAGUUAUGUUACCUUGUUAGUAUAUUUUAUAACAUCAUCUAAGUCUAUUUUAUGUUGGACUAAUAAUACAAAACCAUUUGCAUUUGCAAAGGUUACGUUGUACAUUUGAAAUAUAGUGUAAUUUAAUAAAUUGUUCAAUUUUA
Cimex lectularius (bed bug) is the source of this 3954-nucleotide messenger RNA. It is a transcript of the gene Shal, whose product is annotated as potassium voltage-gated channel protein Shal. NCBI's taxonomy places the organism in Eukaryota, Metazoa, Arthropoda, Insecta, Hemiptera, Cimicidae. Bases 185 to 2149 code for a protein of 654 amino acids. Gene Ontology annotation, cellular component: membrane; voltage-gated potassium channel complex. Gene Ontology annotation, biological process: potassium ion transmembrane transport; protein homooligomerization. The transcript is spliced from 5 exons. The record is from RefSeq and is a predicted model, not a curated record. Gene Ontology annotation, molecular function: protein binding; A-type (transient outward) potassium channel activity.